This is a messenger RNA of Saprolegnia parasitica CBS 223.65, 3810 nucleotides long. RefSeq lists its product as hypothetical. The coding region runs from base 1 to 3810 and encodes 1269 amino acids. Lineage: Eukaryota; Oomycota; Saprolegniomycetes; Saprolegniales; Saprolegniaceae. The record is from RefSeq and is a predicted model, not a curated record. The transcript has 17 exons.
AUGACGCAGGAGAGCUUCCUCGUGCUCCAGAAGGAGAACCAUGCCCUCCUGCGCGAGAACAACGCUCUCCAUCUCGAGCUCAUUCGGUGCCAGGAAGAGCUCGAGGCCAAGGCCAUGGCCAUGACCACGCUGGAGAAGGACAUGGACCACCGCGUCCAAGAGCUCACGUUCCUCAACGCGCAAAAGUCGCAGCAGCUGCAAAAGAAGGACACGGAGCUGCAAAAGCUCUACGCCCAGCUGCAGCGCUUCGAGGCCAAGCCCGGCGACGAUACGUCGAUCGAGCUCAAGAGGCAGUUGCCCGAUGCCAAGCGUACGCAGGCACCCGCGCCGCCUGUUCCCAGCGCCUCUGCGGACGAUGCGUGGUACGCUCGACGCCAGCGAGGCCAUCUCAAACCACCUUGUCUCUCUCUUUACAGGCAGCGGCAGUUCCAGAGCUUGAGCGUGGACAACAAGGCGCUUCAUCACCAAGUGCAGCAACUCGAAACGCACAUCGCGUCGCGCGAAGCGGAGAUCGACCGGCUCGGAAAGCUCUUGAAAGACGGUCAUCAGUCCAAGAACUUUGCCGAGAUCAAGGCCAUGUACGACAUGGAAGCGUAUCACCUGGAGCAACAGCUCGAGCACGAGCAGCUGCUGCACCAAGUGGAUAUUUUGAACGAGCAAGUCGCCAAGUACGAGCGCAAGUUGCAAGCCUCCAAGGACGACGUCGACCACGCCAAAUACUCGACCCAACAGCUCGCACUUGUGCAAGACCAGAACCGACGGUACCUGCACGAGCUCGAGACGACGACGCGCGCACUCCAAGCGCUCGAGGCCGAGCACGCCUCGUGCACAACGUCGUACGACGAGCAAGCGCAGGCGCUCGCGAAGCUCGAGCUCGCGCUUUCCAACGCCAACGACCAAGUCGCGACGCAAAAAGCUCGGAUUGCGGCGCUCGAGACUACCAUGACGUCGUCGUCGUACGACAAGGUCGCAUCGUCGCACGCCGUGUCCGACGCCCAGGCCCAAGCCUCUGCCAGCGCCUCCGAGCUGGCGCAGCUGCGGCCCAAGUUCGCGGCGUUACAGACCAAGGUGAGCGAGCUCGAGCUCGCGCGCAAGGAGCUCGCGCUUCAAAAAGAGGCACACGAGCGCGAACUUGAGAUUCUCCGAGCCAACUUGGGACUGCAAGCAAGCGACAAGACGCGGUCCCUGGAAACGACGGCCGAGCUCUCGGCCAAGGUCGCGUCGCUGGAGGCGGCUGUCGACGAGCGGGAUGCGCAGCUGCGGCGGCGGUGCGUCGCCCUGGAAGAUGCCGAGAGCCGUGUCGCCGAGCUCCAAAGCCGCCUCGAGUCGCUCUUGCAGACGCAGCGCGCACUCCAGGCGCGCGUGGACGACGAGACACGCGAGCGUCAAGUUCGCACGACCUCGGACCGGCAAGAUGAAAUCGAUGCGCUGCGCAAAGAAAAGGUGCAGCUCGACGUCCAGCUCGCGUCCAGUCGCGAAGCACUUUUGGCCAACGAUGCGCGUGUGCGCGAGGCGGAAGCGCAGGUCGACCUUGUGCACCAGCAACUGCUGCGGUCGCAAGCCGAGACGGCCGAAUUGACCAAUCAGCUCAAGCGCCUCAAGGCCGACGCGGUCGAGUACCAAGAGACGGCCAUGCGCCUCGAGCUCCAGUGCAACGAGGCUGGCCGGCAGCUCGAGUGGUACAAGCAAGUCCAGCAAGACCAAGUCAAAGGCAAGCAAGACAGCGUCAUCUUUCAGCAGCGCUGCCAAGCCGCGCUCCUCGAGAAGACGCAGGCCGAGACACAAGUCGCCACGCUCACAGCGUCCCAGUCGAUGCUGCGCAAGCAGCUUGAAAAGGCGCAAGACGAUCUCCGGAGUGCGCACGACCAGCUAGCUCAGCUGCGACUGGAGCUCGACGAACAAGCGCGCGCCGUGGCGUCCGCAGGCGCGGAUGCGUCGGCGGCGCAGCAAGGGAAGCUAUACUUUAAGACCGAGUUUGAGCGGGUCUCGGACGAACUUUCCGAGUGCGCGACAACGCUGCAGCAGGAAGAGCGAUCGCAUCAUGCGACGCGGCAACUGCACGCGCAAGUGGCGCGGCAGGUGCAGGACCUCACCGCGCAGCUCCACCGCGCGCAGGCCAAGAGCAGUCAACUGGAGCAGCAGCUCGAGCAAGCCAAGGCGACGCGAUCGAGUCUCGAGCGGCAGUGGACGCUGGCCAAGGAAGACGGCCAGACGCACGCGGCGCGCUGCGCGUCGCUCGAGGUCCAAAUCAAGCGACUCAGCGAGGAGACGGCGCAGCUCUCGGAGCGCGCGCUCGUCCUCGAGCAAGACAAGACCCAGCUUCGCCACUUGCUGCUCGAGAUGGAGCACUCGCGCGACGCACUACAGCUGCAGUCCAAGCAAGCGCAGCUCGACGCAUCGUUCCAGGGCCAGAAGACGACUCAAGUGCACGCUCUUGUCGACGAUCUCCGCGCCCAAGUGGCAGCCGCAAACGCUGAAAUCGCGCAUCUGAAAGACGUCGUCCAGACGCUCGAUGCCGAGAACGACAGCCUCCACAACAGCGUCGACCUCAAGACCGAGUCGGCCGAUGCGCUCACGCAGCAACUCCACGCGUCCCAGGAAGAGUACACCCGACUGCGUCUUCACGUGCAAGACUGCGAACAGCAGCUGAGCAAGCUCGAACACGCACUCAACGCCAAGGAAGACGAAGUGUCGUUUCUCCAGAAGCAGCUCGACGCAACGUCAACCGCGCUGUCCAAAGCGACGGACGACGUGAGCUUGCGCACCGCCGAGCACGUGGCGCUGCAGCAGGAUCUGCAACACAUGACGGUCGAGAACCAAUCACUCUCGAACGAAUGCACCAAGCUGCACUUUGAGCUGGACCAAGUCGAAGAAGACCAUCGCGCCUUGCACGCACACGUGCGCACGGUGGAGCGCGAGCGGGACGCUCUUCAGAUCGAGCUCGACGACAUCAAACAGUCGUACCGCGCGGCCGUGCUCGAGAUGGACGCCCUCGACACGACGCGGCAGCAGCUGAGCCACCGUCGCGAAGAGACGAGUGCGAUCAACGACACGCUUCGCAAGCAGAUGCAGUCGGUGCUGUUGGAGAAGGAGGCCGCGACGCAGCACGUCGCCGAGCUCCGCGCCGAGCGAACAAUCCUCAUGGAUCAGAUCAAGCAGCUCUCGUUGCAGCUUGAGCGGUCGGCAGAACAAGCCGAGGAAGCGUCGCGGUCCCAGGCCAUGCUCCAAGGUGCGCUCUCGUCGCAACACAAUGUGGCCUCGGAGCUCGCGUCCGAGCGCUUCGAGACGGUGGCGCAAACGUCGACCCUCCAGCAAAAGCUCAGCCACCUCCAAGCUCGGCUCAACCAUGCUCUGCACGACAAGACCGAACUCUCGCAGCAGUCGCUGCGCGUCCAGAUGGCGACGACCCAAGGUCAGCUGGCAGACGCGCGGGAAGAACGUGAGGCCAUGGCGGCGCAGCUGCAAGCGUACCAGCAACAACCCAGCCCUGUCUCGCCCUUGUACGCCGCGUCGUCCGUGGCCCGGGGCACGCCGCCGUCGCUGCCCCGGAGCACGCCCUCGUCCGGGUCGCGCGCCUCGUCCAACUUUAUGGCCGAAGCCGAAGCGCGCUGCAAAGCGCUUGAAGACCGACUGGCCAAGCAAGAUGCGACGAUCCAGCAACUGGAACAUUCGCGCACCAAGUUUCGCAAGUUUGCGGCCAAGUACGAGAAGGAGCUCGACGAGCGGGACCGCGUCAUUGAUGAGCUCCGGUCGUCGAUGCGCUCGUCGCACCGGUACUACAGCGACGAAGAAGAGACCAAGACACCAUAA